Penicillium mononematosum is the source of this 633-nucleotide messenger RNA. RefSeq lists its product as uncharacterized. NCBI's taxonomy places the organism in Eukaryota, Fungi, Ascomycota, Eurotiomycetes, Eurotiales, Aspergillaceae. The record is from RefSeq and is a predicted model, not a curated record. Bases 1 to 633 code for a protein of 210 amino acids. Gene Ontology annotation, cellular component: mitochondrion. The transcript has a single exon.
AUGGCUCCUCGACCACCCACCUUUCUCCGCUACCUCCGUCUCCAAACAGCUCGAAACACUAGGCCGCACGGGUCGCGACGAACUAUUUCCACUCCCUCUCCUACGCAACCACCGAAGCCAUCACAGAUCAGCCCUAAUGACACUCGCUCUCGCCUGCGCCGGUUCAACGACCGCCUUCCUCGCUUUCUCCGCACAUAUACUACACCCUUAUUUGGAGCGCCGGUCACCCAUAUCACAUCAUUCCUAAUACUUCACGAAAUGACCGCUAUCCUUCCACUAUUUGGGCUGGUUGGUGCAUUUCACUAUGGUACCUGGAUGCCGGAUCUUGCAUCUCAGACAGGCGAGACCAAUGCCUUCGAUGAAGGAGCUGCGCGUUUCGGCCGCUGGUUAAAAAAGAAAGGUUGGGUGGAUGAGUCCGACGUGAAUACUGUUGCAGAGCAUGAAAUCACCGGGGAGAAUACAGUGGACCGAGCAGGUGUUCGAUUGGUGCUGGAAUUUGCUACGGCCUAUGCGAUCACGAAAGCUUUGUUGCCAGUCCGGUUGGCAGCGAGUGUUUGGGCGACACCAUGGUUUGCAAAGUCGAUCUUUACACCGACAGCAAACCUAGCCAGACGGCUCUUCAGCAGAGGAUGA